AUGACGGUCAGACUUGAGAAUCCAAUGAAUCGACAAUGCUUGGAGAAUCAAAACUCAGAUGCGCGAUCUUAUAAUAAGAAGCUGGUGAAAUUGUUGCCUAAAAUACAAGUAGAGCUGCCAAGGUCCAAACUUGUGUAUGCAGACAUUUAUCAGCCAUUGAUGGACAUGAUCACUCAUCCUCAACAAUAUGGAAUUGUAGAAACAACAGUGGGUUGCUGUGGCACUGGUGUCUUGGGGCUUUCAUUAUUCUGUAACUCGGUGAUAUCGGCAUGUGGAAAUCCUUCACAGUUUGUGUUUUGGGAUAGUGUUCACCCAACCCAAAAAGUUUACCAACAACUUGCCAAAUACAUCGUCAAGGAAGUCGUUCCCAAAUUAUUACCAAAUUAA
Messenger RNA from Gossypium arboreum, 387 nucleotides. RefSeq names its product GDSL esterase/lipase At2g30310-like. The coding region runs from base 1 to 387 and encodes 128 amino acids. The transcript is spliced from 2 exons. The record is from RefSeq and is a predicted model, not a curated record. Lineage: Eukaryota; Viridiplantae; Streptophyta; Magnoliopsida; Malvales; Malvaceae. Gene Ontology annotation, molecular function: hydrolase activity, acting on ester bonds.